AUGAUCGGAAAUCUUGGGAAAGCCGUCCAUUCUAAAACGAGUGGGACGUGGGAGUGGGGCGAAAAGAACAGUCGUGACAGUAGGUCUGAGAGCACCGUCGAAAUGGGAGGGGCAAAGGGAGGGGCAAAGGGAGGGGCAAAGGGAGAUGCAAAGGGAAAGGGUGGGCUUAAGAGGGUGGCAACCGCGGAGGCCGAGGGCAGUGGCAAGGCGGCUAAGAAGCAGAAGCCCGAGGCCGCUGGUGGGGCUGGACCAGUAGUGCCAAAAUCCAAGAGGAGCGGUCCCGUGAAGAAGGGACGGGACGCCCGGUUCGACCGGUGGGGAGGAGGAGAUCAGAUCAAAGAUUUCGUCCCGGAUGAUCUGAGAAAGAUCAAGCCUGAUGGGAUAGUGACCAUCCCUAUCGGGUAUCUCUCGACCGAGGACGAGAUGAUCGGAGGGGAGCUGGUGUCCUUCAACCCGCGUCAGCUGAACGCAGAAGGAGUGGCGCGGAUCCGGCAGAGGUUCCGUAUCAAUGGGUUCGACACGACGAGGUCCAUUUUGACGGGGGUCGUGUCGUACAAUGGGAAGACCUUCCCGAUGGACAAGAAAAUGCGGGAUACCUGGGACGAGGUGGAGAGAGAGAGCAUCAAGGAUUGGAAGGAGUAUUUGGAGAAGACGAAGGAGACAAGCCCUCUGAGUGCGUGGACGCUGAAGCACAUCGCAGGAGAGGGGAAGUCGUGGGGGAACAAAGUGAACGUGUCCGACGGCAAGCACAGGGUGGAAGCGGUGAGGGAGGAGCAAAAAGCGAACUUCCACUCCCUGAAGCUGGACCCCCAAGGCAAGAGGCACCCGAUGGUGAAGGUGCAACUGCUGGACGCGUCAUCGGACAUGAUGGGGAAGCUGCUGGCGUCCUGCAACGCAAUCAACGAGCAAACCUCGCAGGGCAUCCAGAAGCAGACCAUCCCGCUCAAGAUCAUGACAGUCAGGAAGCUGUUGAGGAAUCUCACGGCAGACCAAGUGGAAGAGCGGUUCCCGCCCAAGACGCUGGAGGCGAUGUCGACAAUGGCGGGCAACAAGCUGAGCCUGGAGUACGUUUACUACAAGCCCGUGGGGUCGGAGAAAGUGGAGAAGAUCGCCAAGCUCCUGGUGGCCAUGAUGGUGGACCCCGUCUUCGAGGACGACGUGGCGGGCUGGCAAAAGGCAGACAACCCCCCCGACUCCACGCCCUUCGCUUCGAUGUGCAAUGCGAAGCAGAGCGAGAUGCGGAGGCUCUGCACGGCAGCCAACCACGCGGCGGGAUCGGGGUACGAGAAGGCGCUAGAAGCCAUCACCCAGGACACGGAGAUUGCAGAGGGCUUGGGGAAGGAGGACCUGUACACGCUGGUGGGUACGGGCUUGAGUGAGGAAUGGGUGGAGGAAGCGGUGUGGAGAAUCUUUGUGAAGAAGCCGGCGCAAGCGGAAGAAGAGGGGUUCGGGAGGUCGUUGGAGAAGAUACGGCAGAUGUGCAAGGGGUUGGGGUACGCGUACGAGGUCAUGGGGGAGGGGCUGCAGUGGCUGCGGAGGCUGAAGAUCCUGAAGGAUGAGCCGGUGUCGAAGGACGGGACCCCGGACAUCUCGUGGAACUUCGCCUCAACGGAUGCGAAGGCGUUGUUCCGGGUGAAGAAGUCGGUGGAGUACCCGGAAUGGGUCAUGAGGCUGGCGUUCAGCAAGACGAAGAAGGGGGCGCACUUGGCGCGGUACAUGUUCGGGCAGGGGCAGGAGUGCAAGGAGAAGGCGAGCGCCAAGACAAAGAAGAGCAAGGACGUGGAGGAGGCGGGCAAGAGGUCGGUCUGCCAGUACCUACAGUGGCUAUUCCCGCCGUCGGAGGGUUGGACGGACGCGCAGGGGCUGUACUCGGGGGUGCCGGAGGCGCUGGACCUGCGUAAGAACGUGCUAGAGGCGAUCGCGACUGGGGCUGUGUUUGGUGGAAAGUGGGAGGUUGAAUCAGCACCGGCGACGGUGUACAAUCUCGAGGACGAGAAGAAGCUCGGGGUGCCGUUAGAGAGGGACUGUGGGGGGGAAGUUCCGGAGGGACUGAUCGAGCUUGGGAAGGAAACGGGGCGGGAAUACAUCACGAGGAAGGUCGGGGCGUACAAAUUGAACGUCCAGAUUGGAGUAGAGGACGUCGCGGAGGAGGGUCGGGAGGGAGAGGGGAGGCAAAGCCUGUCCAUCAGCUCGACGGAGGUUUACAACGUGGUGGAGGAGUCAAACUCCUUCGUUUUGCCGUCGGUAGCGAAGCUGGUGGAGGGAUUGGAGUAUCUGUGGCUGCUUGACGACGGAGACUGGGAGGAGAAGAAGAAGGGGGUGGACCUGGUGUGGUUCAACGUGCCGCUGCCUCGGUGCGUGCUUACCGACCCGGAGGCGGCAAAGUAUGACCCGCGGCAGCAGCGGCCGUGGGAGACGGACGAGGUGCUGGGGGCGCUGGAGCUAGCGAAGAAGCUCCUAACGCCUGCGGGGGUGCUGGUGGUGGUGGCACCUGUGGGGUUCCCGGAGUCGGCGUUGGAGGGGACGAGUUACACUGGGAUGGUCACCGCCGUGAGAUCGACUGUUACGUUGGUGAUGGAUUUCAAGAAGUCGAAGGACACGACCAAGCACGUGUACGGCUGCCAGGGCAACACGUUCCACGUCUACUACGUGACGGUGGCGGCGUCGGACCUGACGUCCAUGGUGAAGGGAAGUGCGUGGAGGGACACUCUUGAAGGGGUACCUUUCCACGGAAUCUUGAAGAAGCACGGCUCGUACAAGCCCUACUCUUUCCUUGAGUGGGAGGCCUCUGGCAAGGGGCUGUCGACCAAGAUGGUGACGAGCCUGGUCGGGGGGGUGCCGCCGCGCGGUGGGACUGCCGUCGUGCUCAACGCCAAGGGGGGCAGGGAGGUGUCGGCCAUCUCAAAGGCCGGCUUAAAAGUCCUCGCGACGUACUCCGAAGCCAAGGAGACGUUCCCUGGAUUGCUCGAGGAUUCGAAGACCGGGAAGAAGUGGGGGGGUACCGACGGGUCAGCAGAAGAGCAGGUGGAGAAGGGGCCGACAGAAACGGCCCCGACGGAGACGGCCGGAGCUGGACAGUUGAAGGGGAAGGAGAAGACCGCGGAGUAUGCAGAGUCGGUAGCCGGAGACACCGGCAGGGAUAAGUCUGCGGAGGAUGAGGAUGAGGAGAGGGCCGAGAUCGAGGACGAGCUUGCGGAGGCCGCGGCGGAGGGUGAGGAGGGCGAGUCGGAGCCUGCAGAGGGUGAGGAGGAGGAGGGCGGGGAGGAGCCUGCAGAGGGUGAGGAGGGGACAACAGAGGAGAAGGGCGAGGAGGGUGCGGGGGACAAGGAAGGGGAGAAGGCCGCGGGGACGGCACAGCUGAAGGCAGCUGGGGGCUCCGGAGAGGCAGGCGAGUCAAUCGCCGGCAGCUCGGACCCCUACACUCUAGAAUUGAAGCGUUUGGACGCUGAGAAGGGAGAGUAA
This is a messenger RNA of Klebsormidium nitens, 3462 nucleotides long. Lineage: Eukaryota; Viridiplantae; Streptophyta; Klebsormidiophyceae; Klebsormidiales; Klebsormidiaceae. The record is from the annotation of a GenBank genome assembly.